CCUGGGAGACCUGCCAGCCCUUUCCAGCUUCUCCACAAGUCCCCCCCCGCAAAAAUUCCCGAGGGAAGUCGACGCUUUCUAGGACUUGAGCUUUCCUUUGUUUCUCAGCUCCGGUUUGUCGUGAAAAGGAGUUUUGGGAGCAAGCGCUCACGGCUGGCAGCCUGGCAGCCCUUCACAGAGAGGGAAACUGAGGCAUGACACGCAUAAGGGGCUUCCCCAGGGUCAGGCUGGGCCUCUGGCCUUGCGUGCACUGGAAGGGGUUUGCUGCUGGCACUGGACCGGUGCAAACGUGCAGGCUGGCCCUUCAAGGAGAAAUCACCGUUCACCGGUGUCUUGCUAUAGCCAGAUCCCCAAAUGCAAGCGGUGAUGGGGGUGAUGCCUCUCCACGGGGGGUUUUGCCUGUAGAAAACUUGUGCAAAGAAACCCCCUCUCCUGAUCGUGCUGUAUGAAUCCCAGCCUCCGUGUCAGAAUCAGCGUCUCCGUCUCCUGGACCGUCUCCGUCCUGGCCGUCGGCACGUCCCCAGCUGGUGCAGAGCUGCCCGGGCUAACGUGGGUGCUACCUGGAGCCCAGCGAGCUGCAGAUGCACCCCAGGAGCCAGCUGCAAGGACCGCAAGAGAGGUGCCAACAACUACAGGAGGUGUCUCAACCGUUCCCGGUGAAAGCACAGCUCUCCUGGGCAGCAGCAAAGCCACAGAGACCACCAGAGCAGACACCAGUAAUGUCUCACAGCGUGAAACAACAGCCACCACCCCAGCACCACUGACCACCCCUGCACUACAGGCCACCUCAGCAGCUCCCACCACCUCCUUUGCCCUUGACACCACCGCAGUGAGCCGCACACCCACGGGAGAGAUCACCGCAGGAGCCUCACACAGCCUCAGGUGGGAUGAAUUCACAACGGUAGCAGCCGGGACACAAACUACAGCCAGUGUUCCCCCUUUGCCACUUAGAUCUACGGCUGGAUCCACAACACACACAACUCCAUUAGCAACCAUCACCAUGUCAGCAUCAGCUGCUAUAACAAAUCCUCCAGCAUCAGAGGUAACAACUCUCCGGGUUACCCCCGCACCAGAGAGCACAACACCCGCAGUGAGCUCCCUGGCAGGGACAGAGACCCCCAGCACCGCCAUGGACACCUCCACCGUUGUCUUUCACACAACCGCUCCAGCCACGACAGCAAGUGCACAGUCCUCCAGGCCGGCAGCACAGACCACCAGAGCCAACGGUACGACAACUGUCUCCACUGCUUUGUACACCACCCCCAUGUCAACUGGUGCUGAACUGGAGGAAAAUACUACUGCCUUAACAGCAGCACCAACACCACCAUCAGCUCGGGUAUCCACAUCAACAGUAACACCAACACCGACGACAGCUGUAGCCCUUGAGACCUCUCCCGUGGGCACCACUGCAGCCUCCACUACCUCCGUGCCCCAGGAAAUCACAACUCUGGUGUCUCUCCCCAGCGCCACACUUGCGGGGGCCACCAGCACCGAGCCAGAAACAACCACAGCACCCCAAAGCACCACUCCCGUGACCAGCACUGCCACCAGCACCACCACGGUGCAGGUUCCUCCUACCACCACCACAACAGCAAGUGCACAGUCCUCCAGCCCGGCAGCACAGACCACCAGAGCCACCGAUACAACGACUGUCUCCACUGCGCUGUACACCACCCCCAUGUCAACUGGUGCUGAACUGGAGGAAAAUACUACUGCCUUAACAGCAGCACCAACACCAACAUCAGCACUGGUAUCCACAUCAACAGUAACACCAACACCGACGACAGCUGUAGCCCUUGAGACCUCUCCCGUGGGCACCACUGCAGCCUCCACUACCUCCGUGCCCCAGGAAAUCACAACUCUGGUGUCUCUCCCCAGCGCCACACUUGCGGGGGCCACCAGCACCGAGCCAGAAACAACCACAGCACCCCAAAGCACCACUCCCGUGACCAGCACUGCCACCAGCACCACCACGGUGCAGGUUCCUCCUACCACCACCACAACAGCAAGUGCACAGUCCUCCAGCCCGGCAGCACAGACCACCAGAGCCACCGAUACAACGACUGUCUCCACUGCGCUGUACACCACCCCCAUGUCAACUGGUGCUGAACUGGAGGAAAAUACUACUGCCUUAACAGCAGCACCAACACCAACAUCAGCACUGGUAUCCACAUCAACAGUAACACCAACACCGACGACAGCUGUAGCCCUUGAGACCUCUCCCGUGGGCACCACUGCAGCCUCCACUACCUCCGUGCCCCAGGAAAUCACAACUCUGGUGUCUCUCCCCAGCGCCACACUUGCGGGGGCCACCAGCACCGAGCCAGAAACAACCACAGCACCCCAAAGCACCACUCCCGUGGCCAGCACUGCCACCAGCACCACCACGGUGCAGGUUCCUCCUACCACCACCACAACAGCAAGUGCACAGUCCUCCAGCCCGGCAGCACAGACCACCAGAGCCACCGAUACAACGACUGUCUCCACUGCGCUGUACACCACCCCCAUGUCAACUGGUGCUGAACUGGAGGAAAAUACUACUGCCUUAACAGCAGCACCAACACCAACAUCAGCACUGGUAUCCACAUCAACAGUAACACCAACACCGACGACAGCUGUAGCCCUUGAGACCUCUCCCGUGGGCACCACUGCAGCCUCCACUACCUCCGUGCCCCAGGAAAUCACAACUCUGGUGUCUCUCCCCAGCGCCACACUUGCGGGGGCCACCAGCACCGAGCCAGAAACAACCACAGCACCCCAAAGCACCAGUCCCAUGGCCAGCACUGCCACCAGCACCACCACGGUGCAGGUUCCUCCUACCACCACCACAACAGCAAGUGCACAGUCCUCCAGCUCGGCAGCACAGACCACCAGAGCCACUGAUACAACGACUGUCUCCACUGCUUUGUACACCACCCCCAUGUCAACUGGUGCUGAACUGGAGGAAAAUACUACUGCCUUAACAGCAGCACCAACACCAACAUCAGCACUGGUAUCCACAUCAACAGUAACACCAACACCGACGACAACUGUAGCCCUUGAGACCUCUCCUGCGGGCACCGCUGCAGCCUCCACUACCUCCGUGCCCCAGGAAAUCACAACUCCGGUGUCUCUCCCCAGCACCACACUUGCGGGGGCCACCAGCACCGAGCCAGAAACAACCACAGCACCCCAAAGCACCACUCCCGUGGCCAGCACUGCCACCAGCACCACCACGGUGCAGGUUCCUCACACCACCCCAGCAGAAAGGACAACAACAGCUGGCACCACGAUGGCAACAGUGCGCAGUACAACCGCACAUGUUACCCUCCUUGUAACUACAGCCGCUUCUACCACCCGCACCACCGCAGCACCUGAGACCAGCGAGACGGCCCAUGCCACCAUGUCGCCCUCUGGAACCACAACAGCUAGGAUGACAACUACACAGGGCACCGCUGCGCCAACCCAGAACACGACAACCACACCUUCUGAAACAAGUGCUCUAACCUGGCCCCCAAGCGCUCCCGGCAGCACGGCGCUGCAGUCACCCUCCGCGCUGCCCACCUGCCCGGCUCCUCCUGCCAACGCCGUCGCGAAUCACCUCUUGCUGUCACUGGACGUAAGCACUUCGCUCAACCUCACCAACCCCGUGGUCAGGGACCUGAUUUUGUCGAAGCUUCUCCAGGAUCUGAAGAGCAAUUUCCCCUGCACCAACUUCACCCUGCAGUGGAGGGGGGAAACGAAGGUGUGACGUGGACCUGUUGGCCGGCAGCUGGGGCAAAGCCCUCGGGAUGAGAGCAGGGGGUUUUCCUGCUGCUGCUGCCUGGGCCUGGAAGCAGAGCCCCCCCUGCCGGGCGUGGAGACCCCUCGGAGGAGACCCUCUGCGUCUGUCAGCCCAGACAGGUCUUUCCAGGGCCACAAACCUGUGUGUCCCCAAAAGCAAGCCCCAUAGGAGACUCCCCGGGGAACCCCAGAGCCGGGACCAGCAGCAACAUCUGGAUGCUGCCUUAAGGGUGAGGGUGGGGGAAGAGAGAAACCUGGUCAGUUUGGGCAGAGCGGGACUUGAACCCCGGACUCGCACACCCCAGGCGAGUGCCCUGGUUCCCGGGGUCCUGCCUGCUCCUUGGAGGCUGCUCCUUGAUCUCUGAGCCCCUGAGAUCUUGCAUGAAACAGCAGCCUCGUUUCCCCAGUGCGAGGCGCAGCCCCGAGAACGAGGAUGCCGACCGUUCCUUUGCGGGUCUGCAUGCGGCUGCAUCCCCGGCUACAAAAGAAAGGCCAGAUCCUGCCUUCCCCUGAGCAAAGAGGGGGUUUUCUGGCCAAAGGGCAUUUCUGGCCAGGGUCAGGUUGUCUAGUGCAGGUAAAACAGGCACAAGAAAACCAGACCUGGGUUCUCACGGGGGACCAGAGGUGCCAGCCUUAUGGGACACAUUCCCUGCUCCGCUGCACGUUCAUUUAUAUGCUUCAGCCCUCAAAUAAAUUCCUGACUAGCUGGUCUGCUUCUGUGGCUCCCGGAGGUGCUUGGGAGGGUUUCUGCUCCGUUUCCAGGCUACAUGUGUGUUCGAGAGGCCUGGUGCUGGGCACGUAGCCCUGGCAGGGGAAGCCUCUGUGUGCAGAUGGGCAGUAGCCAGGGCCACGGCAGUGUGAGCUCUCCUGUGCCGUCCUGCCCCAGGGCCCGCGGGAUGGUCCUUGCAGUCUACAGAGCCGUGGCGGGCAGCUCUGGGCCUCUCGUGGGACUUCCAGGACGCUGCAAUGAUGCACGGACCUCUGGGGAGGGAAGACUCGAUUCUCACCCCCACCCCGGGCCUCUGUUCUGCUGAGCCCCAGAGCAGGAUUGUGACAGGGUGGCAAAAGCCUUCCUGGUUCCUGCC
This is a messenger RNA of Alligator sinensis (Chinese alligator), 4847 nucleotides long. Its product is annotated as mucin-2-like. The transcript has 5 exons. The record is from RefSeq and is a predicted model, not a curated record. The coding region runs from base 446 to 3730 and encodes 1094 amino acids. Lineage: Eukaryota; Metazoa; Chordata; Crocodylia; Alligatoridae.